CUCUAGAUAUUUAAAAUGAAACCGAAACUGAUAUUCAAAGUAAAUAUUAACAAACAUCAUUGUAGAAAAACGUCGAAACUCGAACGCACAAGAUACCGGAACCACAACAAACCUGCAGACUUUUUCUUGGGCUUCUCUCACACCUCGGGAUUUCCUCUUUUGCUCUGUGACAGCUUUAUUUACAUCACUGGAAAAGUUUCAACUCUGACCACCAUGGAAGAUGUAACGUGUGAAAGAAUCAUGAAAAAAAUAGAAGCAGUUUUGAGUCAAGAUACUCUGCUAGAUGAGUUUGACAUUGUCUUUUCCUUGGGGGAAGUAAACCGCUCUCCUGUUGUCCAUGUUGAGCACAAGCUAGGUCUGGAGUCAUGGUGUGUCAAACACGUCUAUGCUUAUGCAUAUGCCAAGAUAAUGGGAUCAAAGCAGACCAAAAGACGAGAGGAUCCUGCUCAGGUACUUCGUUGGACCCAGUUCUGCCUUCUUAUUGCCCCAGAAGUCACAACCUUUUGGAAUUUGCGCAAGGUUCUGCUGGGCCAGGGUGACCUGAGUGCCAACCUAGAAUUACACUUCACUAGGCUUAUUCUUUCAAGAAAGCCCAAGUGUAUGGAGGUGUUCCAGCACCGUAAGUGGAUGUUUAAAAAUGUUAUAGCUAAGGUCAUUCCUCAGCAGGCAAAUGGGCCCAAUGGUAUCGAUCCAGAACACCACAAUGGUAAUGGUGUUGUUUUCCACUCAGAACAAAUUGAGCGAUUCCUAUUUGCUGAGCUGGACCUCUGUACAUGGGCAGCUAACAAGCACCAGAACAAUUAUCAUUCUUGGAACCACCGAUUAUGGGUCAUACAGCAGUUCGCAACAUAUGUGGGACUUGUGGAUGUUUGUCGAGCAGAGUAUGAGGAAAGCCAUAAAUGGAUAAGCGUCCACGUUAGUGAGCACAGUGGACUUCACUACUUACAGUAUCUACUUGACUCAAUUGUGUCACUUGUAAAUGAAUCUAAAGUUGAGAAUGUAAGUGAAAUUGUCCCAUAUGUAAACUCUGUCACAAAGCUGUACCAGAGGGAGCUGGACUUUAACAGAGACCUGAUUGAAGAAUACGAAGACCAUGAGGCACUCUUCUGCCACCGACGUUUCUUGCUAACUCGCUUGCGAGAUCUCCUGUGCUCCUCACCCCAAAGAACAUGUUCCCCACCUCCGCCAGCACUCAAGAGGUCAUGUGUUGAAACUGUAAAUAGUGAAUGGAGUUCAGUCCUUCUUGGAGAACACUUUCUGAUAGAAAAAUGUACUCAGAAGAAAACAUAUCAAAAAACCCUAGGAGAGAAACAUGCUCAGUGGUUAAAUAAUGUCAUAGGUAUUUGAUUCCCAAUAUUGAAGUAGUUAAGCAAAGGUUGUCAUUUUAGGCUGCAAUUAUAUGCAUAGUAAUUUUCAUAUUUUUAUAGGAUUUGUAAGGCAUAUUCAUAUAUCCCUCAGAAAAAUAUCCCUGCAGAAUUGAUUGAUAUACUGGGGAAGUGUUUUCUAGUUACAGUAAUUUUUACAGAGAUUUCAAAAGUUUACAGUCUCAGAAAAUGCAGUAUUGAGUUCAGGAGAAAGAGAUAAAUGUAUCAGCAUCUUGUAAAUCCUAUAUUCAGAAAAAAUAUAUAUUUUGUUCAUGAAUCUUCCAGAUACUCCAGCUAUACAUAUGCAAAAGAACAUAAAUAAACAAAAUCAGAGAAGGUGGCAGAUCACGGUUUUUAGUAGAUAGAAUAAAUGCAAGACAAUAUGUACAGUAUAUUUUUUAUAUAGUUUUAAGUCUGUACAAUUCCUGUAUUUUAUGUAUUUUAGUGUUUUAUUUAUUGGGUAUUUAUUUCCUUUUGUAGUUUACCACUAAAGAGUAUGAGUAAUAUACAAUAUUUAUCAGUUAUUGCUGAAUUCUAGUAUUUCUUACCUUAGAAGUAAGGAAAAAGUAGAAAGGAUGAAAAAGAAAAGAGGAUUUAACAUUUUAUAACAUUUUACAGGAGAUAUUAAUCAGAAAAUAUAAUGUUUUUGUUGGCAACAAAACUUUACCUUCCGAAAUGUAGGAAGAAUAGAUUUUUAAAUCAAGCACUAAAGUAGACUAUUUCUCUGAAAGCAGUAUUCUGUUUGGAAAAUACAGCUUGCAUUUAACCCACUCAUGAUCGGGGGCAUUAGUGUGUGCCACUCUAUGCCCAGGAGAUUUUGCGGCUCUAGGCUGGGCUCAUAAGCUGUCAGGAAAUGGGCUCAUGACAUGAAUAGAUGUUCCUGGGAUUUUUUGCCAUGACUCCUGUCAUAAGUGGGUUAAAGCAAGUUAACUGAAUUACGUUGAGCUGAAAUAGAUGUACACUUAAAUUUUUGAUAUGAUAAGACUAAGAUUCAUAAUUUUUCAAAAAGUGGAAGUAGGUAAACAACUAAAGUUUGUUGGUUAAAUUCAUUGAUGGUGUACUCAUCAAACAUCAGAAGACAAAAAAUUAUUUAAAUCACUAAAUUGUAUAAUAAAAUGUAUGCAACUGUAUAUUAGAUCAUUUCAUAUAGGUUAGAAAAUCCCCACGGGGUAAAGAAAAGAAAAGAAAAUUGAAAAAAGAAAAAAUAUAUAUGCUGGAGAGGAUGAGACCUGUAAGUGGAGACUGCAUUCCUAAUGUGCUUGCCUUAAUGAAUACUUUAGUUUACAAAUAAAUAGUCAUCAUUUAGGGAAAAAGUAAUAUUAGUAAUAUUUGCAGAUAAAAGAUGCAAGAAUAUAUUAGCUAUGAGCUCUGCAGUUAUGAUAACUUUUUUUGUGAUAUAAUUGUAUGGAAAUGUAUCUCCAAAGUAUUAUAUUUUCCAUAUUGUAAGAAGAAAUAGUGUCACAGCAGUGUAUGAUAUUUGCUUGUGAUUGAUGAUUCUUCCUCAAGUGAAGUUUUUGUUUUUUCUGUUGUAUAAUCUACUGUUACAGAAUAGCUGUUUGUAUAUAUUGUAUUAUCAGCUAUAACUUUUCAGUUGAUUUUUUAUUGUUGUUUACAGUUCAUGGAGUUGACUUUGCUGUUACUGUUAACAAGAUUUAUUUUUUAACUCUAUAUAUAAACCUGUUGGACUUAGCUUUAGCACUGAAGUGGACAAGAAUAGAAUUGAACAUCUAUUUUCAAUUAAUUGAUAAUGUCUAGAUUCAUAAAAAUUUCCCAAAAUUUCUUAGUAUCUUAGUUUUCAGUAAAAGGCUAUAUUUUCUCUCUAGCCAUCAAGCUCUCUUUAAUAUUAACCUUUAUAUGCAUUUUGAUGCAAAGAAUUGAGGAUCCUGAAGUUCACUUUUUUUUUUUUUUUUUUUUUUUUUUUUUUUUUUUUUUUUUUUUUUUUUUUAAUGUCAACAAACUUGCAACUCUUUCUCAAAAAUUUUGUUUUCAACAGUAUUUUGUCAAACCUGGGUGUGUCAUAGUAGGAUGUCUAUGAUAUCAGAUAGACAAAUUAGCAACUUUAUUGGCAAAUUAGUUCAAGGCUGCUUGUUUACAAAAUAUGUAUUGCCAUAGUAACCAGUCCAGAUUCUUCUUAUUUCCUCUAAAGCUGUCACAUCAUAAAUUGAUUAUGGCAUUGGGAAGCUCAAAUACCCCCACAUGUAGCAGUAUACAGUACAUAUAUUUGUCUUUGGAAUUUUUGAGGCAAGAUGAUGGAAACAUAUUUUUUAUUCAUAUUUAUUUGGCUAUAUAAUCAUGAUAGUUAUUUAUGAUGCCAGUGAUACUUGCCAUUAAAAAAAGUUCUAGGGCUCUCAUAAAGACCACAACAAAAGUUCACCUAUCACUGUUGGGCCUACCCUGGAAAUCAGCUUGCAAAUAUUUAAAUUUAACCUAUUGCAUGAGAGGGUUAGUAAAACUUGAAUCACUGAUAUGGGAAUUUUUUUCCAAACAUAUUCAGUUACUGUUUAACUAUAUGACCACAGAUGGCAUAAUAUAAUGCACUGUCUCUUGUGGGCUGAGUCACAGAUGGCAUUGCAUAAUGACAUACCCUGUGCCAUCAGCUCAUGAGAGGAAAUUCAUCUUUUUCCGAUAGUGGUGACACAUUUGGUGUCACCAUGAAAUAUAGUGAAACCGUAAGUUUUUCAAUUUUUUGUUUUUCAGAUUGGGUUACAGGCUAUUAGGCGCCUAAUAUUGAGCUCGAAGUACUGAACAAGCUAGGCAAUAACAGGGAAACUGCCAGUGCAUCCCAACGACCUAGCAUUACUGUCCACUAGCUAAUUUUUAAUACUGAAGCUAUUGAGUUAAAUGCAGAUUGAUUCUUUCAAUGAUAUAUUAUUUGCUGCCUGUCAUGGCCUCCUCAACUUUAAUAUUCUAUGGUCAUUUAUAUAUUAACAUUUUUCCCAUUAUAUCUACCAAUUUC
Molecule: messenger RNA, 4320 nt
Organism: Penaeus vannamei (Pacific white shrimp)
Lineage: Eukaryota; Metazoa; Arthropoda; Malacostraca; Decapoda; Penaeidae
Gene: temp
Product: protein prenyltransferase alpha subunit repeat-containing protein tempura
Biological process (GO): protein prenylation
Cellular component (GO): cytoplasm
Molecular function (GO): protein prenyltransferase activity
Source: RefSeq, a predicted model, not a curated record